UUCCGCUUUCGGCCACAUCCAAAUAGCAGUGCCUCCCUUGGCCCCCUGCUGGUGCCGCAUGGCGGACGAAGACGGGGAUGCCAAGUUGGCCGAAUUGGAAGCCGAGUUGGCAGCAGCAAAGGUGGAACGACUGGAGAAGGAGCUUGCAUUGCAGCGAGCAAAAUCCAAAGCCGAGGUUGAGGAUGCUUCGAGCUCAAGCAGUUCACAGGGGCCUCCGCCUGUGCACUCGGAGGAAAAGCCUUUGCAGAAGCUGGUGGACAUGGGAUUCAGCCGUCGAAAAUCCCUCGCGGCGCUCCAGAGCCAUGGAGGAUCUGCUGAGGAUGCCAUCGCCGAGCUACUCAGCAGCCCUCAGGAGCAGACGCCUUUGCAGAAGUUGGAGGCCAUGGGCUUCGCGAGGGCCGCUGCUGCGGCGGCCCUGCGGCGGCAGGGCCAUUUGGAUCGUGCAUUAGAGGAACUGCUGGGAAACGCCCAAGACAUCGGGCAGGCAGGUCUCCGGGAGCCCAACGACCAGGAGAUCCUGGAAGAAAUCAAGGAGGACAAGAAGGAGGACAACAAGGAGCAUCAUGCGGCUGAAGCAGAAGCGGACAAGCUUGUCAAGGAGGAGGAGAAGAGAAAUGCUGCUGUGGAAGCUGAGAGCGAGACAAAUGUCAAGGCGCUCAGCCAAGAGGACAAGAAAGAGGAUGGUGUGGCUGAAGCAGAAGCUGGCAAUCUUGCAAAACACAAACAGAGCAAACAGAAGCAGAAGGAGCCAGCGGAGCCGGAGACCAAACGGCGGCGGAUCACACGCAAAGGCUCCAUGAAAGCCGAAGAAAUUCCAGAGGCAUCAGCUCCAUCAGCGGCCGCGAAAGCCAAAGGCAAAGCCAAAGCCAAAGGCAAGGCCCAAGCCAAGGCCAAAGCCAAGGCGUCUGGAUCUAUGGUGGAUGCCCUUGCAGCUGUGUGGGAGGACACUGAGAUGCAGCUCUUGAAGCGGCCACAGAUCGAGGCUAAAGCCUCUAUCUCGUUGGCCCAGGUGACGUUGCCCAAGGAUCGAAAAGUCCAAGAAGAGGCUAAGAGUGAAGCAGUCCUCGAUGGUCAAGAAGCUGCCAGGGCCUGGAAAAGCCGGAAACGUCAUCGUUUUGGGCAGAUCCUGGAUGCCAUCUCAUGGUUGCUCAUUGUUUUGAGGGCUGGGAACAACGCCUUCUUUCAGAGCUUGUCCAAGUCGAAGCUGAGGCUUCCGGCCAUGCUGCUGGCCAUCUUGAAGGGCCAACAUCCUGAUUGGGCCAGCAAGGAAUCGGUCAAAAAGGCUUUGAACGCUUUGCAAGAGGCACAGAACCUUUGGAGAGAUGAUCGUUUGGUGCCGGAGCUGGGGAAAUAUGGAAACAUCUUCAAGAAGGACUUCCAGCUUUGGCUUUCCGAUCCAAAAGCAGUCCGGAAUGGUGGCUUCGGCUAUUGUGGGCGACCCUUGAGUCAGAUUCUGGAGACGAGGUGGUCGGAUCUUGGAGCUGAGCAGACCGAGGAGCUGUUGGUGCGCCUGGCAGAGGCUUAUCCGAUGCUGAAAGACCACAGCUCAACGAACUCCGUGGAGAUCCCGAACUCCGUGUCCUUCGACAAAGGUGCCUCGGCGCUGGUGAAGGCCAACGUCUUGGCGGGGCCCUGGGGAUUCGUCUCGGAUUCCGAGGACAUGGAGUGGGAUGGUGUGUACGAUCCUUAUUUGCUCGCCCGAAGGCGGCUGAAUCGCCCUCCACGCGCGAAGAUGAAGAGUGCAGACCUCAAGGGGAUGCUUUGUGGGCUCUUGCAAACAGUCAACGAGCUCACCCAGGGGUGGCCUGGCAUUUUCGAAGAUUUGCAGAUGUUCUUGAGAUUGAAGGAUAUCAGGCUGGCGCGUCCGAGUGAGAAGAGCUACACUUUCGGUGAGAAGUUCCACACGACCGAGUUCAAGGCGCUCACCGGCUGCCGUCCCGACUCCUUGAUGCUGCAUGUGCAGGAAAGGCCUUGGCGUGCCAUCGAGCAAUCGGACCUCAAGAGCAAGGACACGUCCGCAGACGGGCUGCUGCUGCCACAGGACCCAGGUCAGAAGGGCGCCAUCCGCGAUCCAGAGGAUCAGCUGCAGGCCCUCAUGAACUUGGGCGUGGUGGACCGACGAUCGCUCUUGACGCCGCAGGAGAAGCUGGAGGUCAUAGGGGACUUCCGAAUGAGGGUGAAGCAGACAUCCAUUGUCAGGUGCCACUGGUUCUGCGAAGGAUGUAACCAAUGGCUGGACACCCGGGAAGCUCGCGGGCGAAACCCGCUCCGUUCAGCGCCCAGGGAUCAUCGUUGUGGGCAGCUCGACCGCACCCGUGGAGUGCAGGAUGCUUCAACUGCCAAGCCAAAGGUCUUCGAGAUAGUGAAGGGGGCUGAUCUGGGCCUUCAGAUGAACAUCUCACUGACUAGGCAGCACAAACUGGAUCUGCAAUGUCCCAUCGCCUCCAUCCUCAAGGUGGCGGAAUAUGCGGCUGGAUUUCCCUGCGACCGCUUAAAGGCCUUCGUCAGAGUCACCAAUGCGCUGAAAGAUGAUGGUGAGGCAAAUGCAGAGCAAGAGAUUGACAAGGAUGAUGGCCCGAAUGAAGCAGAAGAGGAACCUGACGAAGAGGCAGACGCGGUUGGCGGCGGUGCCACAUCCUCGCGGCCCUCCAAGCGGCGACGUCAGGCGGAGGUGCUCCCGGAGAUGAAGGACGUGACGGGCGCUGUGCGCUUCUCCCUCCUCUCUUGCGCUGCUAUAGCUGAGGUUCCUGCAACUCCACCCCGGUUCCUCCUGCCACUCCAUCACAAUCAACGGAGGACGGUUUUCUGGAUGGCCAGUCGAGAGGGUGUGGCCAUCAGCGGAGCUGCCCAAAACGACACGGCCUUUCACGGCUUCGUGUCCGUGCAGCGCUUGAGUCGACAGAUGGGGAAAUCGGAUGUCAGCGUGCAACUGAAGGUGGAACGCUUGUUCGCUGAUGCGAAGGGAGGACUCCUGGCAGAUGCCGUGGGCUAUGGGAAGACGGCCUCAGUCUUGGCAUUGAUUGCCUUGACGCCUUCGCCGCCCAUGCCAUUCCCCAGCAUACACCAGAAACUUCUGCGCUCCAGGGCAACGUUGGUGAUGCUGCCACCGAAUCUGUUUGAUCAGUGGCAGGGCGAGAUCAAGAAGUUCCUGUCUCCUGAAAUCAAGACGGUGGCCAUCGCCUCGCUGUCGACCUUGAAGCAAUGCACCGUACGGCAGCUGCGCACGGCCGACAUCGUCUUGGUGAGCUUGCGUCUGUUGAGCUCCGUGAAGUAUCAGGAGCAUUUGGAUGCCGCGGCUGGGUUGGAGGGUCCCACGGAUGUGGUGAUUCCUGCAUCCAAAGUGUACGAGGAAGCCCGGAAGAAGUGGUGCCAGAAGAAACAAUACAUCGAGGCGCUCCAUCGCAUGUGGGGCAACUUGGAGAACAAUCCGCGCUUCCGGGAGGUUGGAGUGCCAAGCCUGGGGCCUGAGCCAAAGCUCAAAGACUUCAGCGACAAGAAGACCAAGAAGUCUCCGGAGGUGACCUCGGAGCGGCUGAUCCGGCGCCGCUGGCGCUUGCGCCAGCGGACGGAGGCCUUGCUGCGCCAGGAACCUUCCAACAUCGACGACCUCACAAUGCCACCCUUGGAGAUGUUCUAUUGGCGCCGUUUGGUGGUGGACGAGCUGCAUGAGCCUCUGCGGGCCUUGCGAGAUGUGGCGGGUCUCCGAGACAAGAAGCUGACCGCCGACACACGGAUCCUGUUCCACAACUUCGAAGCCCUGGAAGCUGAAAGCCGCUGGGGCUUGACCGCUACGCCGCCCUUGAGCUCCGCGGCGGAAGUCUCAUUCUUAGCACGCUUCCAUCGGGUGUUCGUGCCCCGCGACAGUGACUUGGAAGCCCAGCACUACCUGGACGAGUACGUCCGUUCCGAUGACCUUGAUGUGUCCUCCAUCCCCAUCGAAUAUCACCUCAUCGCUGUGCGCCAUACAGGCGGUGAGCGUGCCCUGUACUUGAACGCUGCCUCGGUAGACGAACCUCACCGCGCGGCUUUGCUGCAGAUUUGCAAUUUCUUCUCUCCAGAUGAUCGUGACGAUGACAUGGCCUCAGCGAUCAACACCACGCGUUCGGACAAUGAGCUCGAGUUGGCUAAGCACCGUACCGAGAUGGAAGAGACCCAGGAGAAGAUCAAGAGGUUUGAAAGAGAGGAAGCCUUGGGUUGGCCCGAUGCCAAGAACGAAGAUGAGGCCAAGAAGCGAAAAGAGAAGUUGAGGCGACUGCAGCAUUCCGUGCCCGUCCAAAAGCAGAAAGAACGGCGCUUAGAGAGCCGCAAUCGGUACUUUGAGGAAGUGCUGAAAGAGCUGAAGAAGCUCGAGCAGGACAGCGUGGAUUGCCCCAUUUGCAUGACCAGCAUGGAGCCAGAAGAUUGCAGCGUCACUGGCUGUGGUCAUCUCUUUUGCAGAGAUUGCAUUACCAGCUGGGUCUCUGAGAAGGGCAAAUGCCCCACUUGCAACCACGCCCUUCGUUGGCCCGGUGGGGUGGCCGCGGCCCGUGAAGUGCUGUCCCGAAACCAGGAAGCCGCUGCUCAGGGCCGCAUCUCGCGCUUUGGGUCCAAGCUGGAGGCUGUUUGUAGCCAACUGCAGCAGAUUUGGAGACAAGAAGACAGUGCAAAGGUCAUCAUUUUCGUCCAGUUUGAGGUAUUGCUCGGGAAGAUGAAAGGCGCUCUUUCCUCCAUGGGCAUGUCCUGCCUCACCUUACACGGCUCGGUCUUCGAGCGGCGCCGUGUCAUCCGGCAGUUCCACGCCGAGGGGCGUGAGAAUCGCAUCUUACUGCUUUCGUUGGAACGCAGUCCAGCUGGAAUGAACCUCGUGUGCUGCCAUCACCUCAUCCUGGUGCAUCCUAUGCUGGCCGAAAGCAAGGAAGCGGCCCUCAGCUUCGAGCGACAGGCCAUCGGACGGGUGCGGCGGCAAGGACAGAAGGAACAAGUACAUGUGUACCGCUUCUUUGUGCGUGAUACCAUGGAGGAGGAGAUGGUCCGGUCGCAUCAUCGGCAGCUCUUGGACCAGAAAGAGCCCGAGGAGGCGACCGGUGAGCCGGACGCGUCGAUGAGGUGAUCUGAAGGGCUGCGUGCCGUAAAUACCCUCAGGCCACACUGGUGGCCUUUGCAGCUGGUUUGACUGAAAGAAACAUGAGG
Molecule: messenger RNA, 5169 nt
Organism: Durusdinium trenchii
Lineage: Eukaryota; Dinophyceae; Suessiales; Symbiodiniaceae
Source: the annotation of a GenBank genome assembly